UUCCCUCGUCAGGCCCUCUGGGAAUCGUAGUCUUCGGGAGCCACGGCAGGCUGGAGCGAGAUUUGCGGCCAUCGCGAUAUCCGCGCGAGCGGUUGCUGCGAUACGGCGGCGCUGCCCGCGGGCUGAUGGCGGCUGAGGGGCGCGAGAGAAGUUAAAAAGGAAACGAGUAUGGCCAGCGGUAACAGACCUCCCACAGCUCGUUCUGCCUUAAGAUCAGGAAUAGGACUGACCUCUUCAUCAAGGCCUGCCUCUUCAUCAAGGACUCCGUCAGCAGGCAGAGUAGGAACAGCGAUGCCUCCUAGUACAGCAAGACCUGGUUCUCGUGGUGGUUCUUUGACUCCUGGAGGAGUCUUAUCAUCUCAGAUUAAAGUUGCAGACCGCCCAGUGACUCAACAGGGAUUAAGUGGAAUAAAAACUGCAGUGAAAGGUCCUCAGAGACAGAUAAUGGAUAAAACGUACUACCUUGGCGUGCUGAGAAGUAAAAUAAAUGAACUUACAACGGAAAUUAACAAGCUGCAGGAAGAAGUAGAAAUGUACAAGCAAGAGAAAUCUGUCUAUUUGUCCUAUGAAAAACGGGCAGAGGCUUUAGCUGGUGAAAUCAAAGAUUUUCAAGGUCAACUAGCAGACUACAACAUGGUUGUGGAUAUACUUAACACCAGUACAGAUAUGGCAGAAGUGAUCCGUGAUUACAAUAUGUUAAAGGUUCAGAAUGACCGAGACACUCAGAAUAUAGAUAAAAUUUUCACAGAAAGACAAACCACAGAAAAGUUAAUUCAAGCUGUAGAAGAAGAUAUCGAGCGUGAAAAGAUUGUGGCAGAUGACAUAAUGAAAGACAUGUCACGGGAAAAUCAGGCUAAAUAUCUGGAGAUAAAAGCUGCUAAUGAGAAGCUCUCCCAGGAAUUGGUUGUUCAACAGCAGGAAUUGGAUGCACUAAAUGUGAAGGAAGAGAGUCUAAGGGCUGAAAUAGCACACUCUGCAGUGAAGCAGGAAGCUGUGCAGUUGUAUGAAAAGCUCCAUGAGCUCAAGGAACAUCGAGAUCGAAUGAUUGCUGAGGAUAAGAACAUGGAGUCUCCCCAGGAGGAAAGAGAGAGAUUACUAAAGCAGGUUAAAGAUGAUAGUCAAAAAAUUGCAAGCAUGGAAAGACAGUUGGCAGAAGUAAAAGAAAAAAUAGAUUAUUUUAAAAAGGUCAUUCAACGACUUGAUACAGAUCUGGAGAACCAUCGAGGGGAAGAAAAUUGGAAAUACAAGGAGUUGAAGAAGAGGGAAGAGAGCAUGGACAAUUUUCUAGCAACUUUUGAAGAUGUGAAGAAUCAGGAAUUGGAAAGAAAGGCCCAAAUAGAAGCCAACAUUGUUGCACUCCUGGAGCACUCGAGCAGGAAUCUGAAUCAUAUGAAACAAAUUUCAUCUGUUACCAAUCAAGAGCUGAAGAUUAUGCAGGAAGACCUCACUUUCAAAUCAAAUGAAAUGCAGAAAUCACAGAGCACUGCUAAGAAUCUGAUUACAGAGAGUCAAAAACUGCAGCUGGACCUACAGAAGAUGGAACUGUUGGAGGGCAAGAUGGUUGGUGAACUAGCUUCUCUUAAGGACAAAAUUGAACAGACAAAAGCAGAGUUGGAGAUCUACAAUAAUUUGCCAGCUCUGAAAGCAUCAGGAGAAGAAAAGAAAAAGAAACUCGAGGAUGACAAAGAAAAAUUAACAAAACGAAGUCGUGCUUUUAAGAAAAUAAUGGAGCAUUUGAAUACAGAGUAUGAGACACUAAAGAAGGAGCUGCAAGAAAAUGAGACCCAUGCUCAGCUUACAAAUUUGGAGAGGAAGUGGCAGCACCAUGAGCAAAAUAACUUUAUGAUGAAGGAGUUCAUAGCGGCAAAAAGUCAGGAGAGUGACUACCAGCCAAUAAUGAAGAAUUCAAGAAAGCUGGUCAAAGAAUACAACAAAGCUCUCAUAGAAGCUUUACAGAACACCAAGAACUGAACCCAGGCAUUUCCUUCCUGCCUGAAUGGACCAACAAUGAGAGAUGUGCAAAGGCCGUCUGGAAAGCUGGACUACUGAGAUAAUUUAUUCACCACUAGGGUGGAAGAUAUUCUUAAAAUUAUUUUUCCAGGUUUUUAGAAGUUACAGGUUUUAAUACUAUCUCUCCUUUUGCACUGUUUAAAAUUUUUAGAAAUAAACAUCUGAAUUUUAGAAACAAAAAGGAAAUACUGCCCAAUGAGUUACUAAGGCUCAUUGCUGAAUUGCAUCUCAAAUGUGAAAUUUUAGUCUGCUUUACACCCUGAAUUUCUAAUUGCCUUGUAGUCUUGCCCCUGUCAAACAGUACAGGACUGCUUGACGCGCUGUCAUAUGCAUUAUCUUAAAUUAAGUGCAUAAUAAGAUAAAUGGUAACAUCAACAUACCAUACCAAUAUAUAGCAAUUUAUACCAAGCAAGGAAAGCAUGUAAUGAUGACAAGCAUCUUUUAAAGUCAAAAUUGCUUCAUAGUGUAAAAUCUUACAAUAAAACAAGUGCCAGCAAA
Messenger RNA from Zonotrichia leucophrys gambelii, 2508 nucleotides. RefSeq names its product intraflagellar transport 74 (gene IFT74). The coding region runs from base 169 to 1971 and encodes 600 amino acids. Gene Ontology annotation, biological process: intraciliary transport involved in cilium assembly; cilium assembly. The transcript is spliced from 20 exons. Gene Ontology annotation, molecular function: beta-tubulin binding. Gene Ontology annotation, cellular component: cilium; centrosome; intraciliary transport particle B. The record is from RefSeq and is a predicted model, not a curated record. Lineage: Eukaryota; Metazoa; Chordata; Aves; Passeriformes; Passerellidae.